AUGUUCAGAAAAUUAUUUUGUGGGUUUUGUAAUUAAGUGCAAUCGAUAAGCACUUUUUAUUAAUUGCAAAAUAUCAUGAAUCCACCUACUCCUGAAAAUUAUCAAAGAUUGUUACUCACAGUUUAAUAGUUGAUUCAAUCUAAACCUAUUAAUUGGAAAUUUGUGCAUAGACUUUAAUAAUUGCAAGAAUAAUUUAAUUUAGAAUUAGAUAUGCCAUAUCUACUUUCAAAGAUUAAAGAUCAACCUAUUGAUCCCUAAAAGCAAUAAUUUGUGAUUGAUAUCAUGUAAUAAUAUUUUACUACAGAUCAAGAAUUAUUUAAGGAUCUAUUUAAUUAAUUAUUAAGAAUGGAUAAUUUACUCUUUUCAACUUAAUUAAAAAUGUUGUAGACAUAUUUUUAAUAUCCAGAAUUCUUUGAUUAAGAUAAAGUAUUACCAAAUUUAAUAUAAAAUAUGAUUACUUAAAAUGAUUUGGAAGCUUAUGAUUUAGUAAAUGCAUUUUAAGUAUUUACAUUUAAUUAUCCCUAAUUAACUGAAUAGAAUAGAUAAUUGCUUAAUGAUCUAAAGAAUUAAAUGAAUCAAUAAAUAAUAAAAAUAAUUCCAGCUUUAGGAUAAAAAUAAUAUAGAUAAUUGUUACAUAUUUUGAGAUCUAAUGAUUAUCAAAAUGAAGAAUUAAAAUAAGCUGUGUUCUAAUAUUUCUAUGAAAAUAAAGAUAUCCUUGGAUAAACUUCAUUAAUAGAAUUGUUAAAUCUAUGCAAUCUUAAAUUCUAUUUUAAUGAAGAACUCAAAUAUUAAAUUUUAUUGUAUAUCAAUUUAUUGAAAGUAAAAGGAAUAAAUGAAUCAAAAUUAAUCAACAAAUUUGUGUUGCCAUCAGUAAUACUUUAUAGUUGACUAUUAGAUAUCUAUAGCUGAACAAGAGAUGAUGGCAAAUCUUAUAACUUUGUCAGGUAUACAGUUAGAUAAGGAGUAUAUAAAUACUCAUUAUACAGGUAGUAAUUCUUAGAAAAGAGAAAAACUUGAAUAACUUGAAAAUAAGGAUCAGGAAAUAUAAUAAAUGGUUAAAGAAUUAUUGAAAUAUAUAGAUGGUUAAUUUAAUUCAUUCUUAAAGUAAUUAUUAUUGAUAUUUUUAGUGUUAUAAGAAUAAUUUAAACUUUUGGUUUAUCACUCCCAGAAUUACUUUAACCUAUGAUGGAAGAAUUAAAAAAAAUAUUAGUUAAACAAAUUGUUAAUCCAACUGAUCUAUUAGCAAUAUUGAAUUAUUUUGAUGAUUGCAACAUAUUAUUUGAUUAAGAAGAUUCUAAAGGAAUUUAACAUUUCUAAAAUUAUUUAAAUUAAGAUUUCUUUUCUUAUUAGAAAAUUCAUUAUUUAUAAAGAUAAUUUGCCUACAAAAAGAAUUAAAAUUAAAUACGUUAAUUAUUAGACAAGAGUUAUAACAGUGGUUGGACAUUAGAAUUGUGUUCAAGAUAAGCAUUGAUCUAUGAUUAUUAUAAUAUACCAUUAACUAAGGCUUUUCAUGAUAAAUUUUAAUCAGUUAUUGAAGAUUAUGUUUUAAAAAAAAGAACUCCUUUUGAUUAACUAGUAUUUUUUAAGUAAAUUGUAAUAGCUAAUUGGACUAAACAUCUUAAAUAGGAAUAUAAAAAUUAUUAUAAUGAAGGAUAGAAUGGAAUUUAGAGAAUGAGAAGAGAAAAAACUAAGAAUUUAGAUUAAUCUUCAUUUCUUGAAUAAGAAAUAAAAAAUGAUAUAUUACAGUAUAUGCCGAAUACAUUUAAAUUAUUAUCUAAUUAAUAUGUUAAUGGGACAGAAAUUGAUUUCAUAAUUAUAAAUUAAAAAGGAGAAAAAUUAUAUAUCUAAAUUCAUGGUCAGACUCAUUUUUAUCAUGCAUCUAAUAUCUACAAUUACUAAACAUAAUUAGAAACAUUUUAUUUAGAAAAAUUAGGUAAUUAUAGGGCUAUUCAUUUUUAUUAAACAGAAACAUUGUGGAAACAUCAAAAAGAAUAAGCAGUUCAAAAAUUAUUAAGUUGUUUAAUGUGA
This is a messenger RNA of Paramecium pentaurelia, 2028 nucleotides long. NCBI's taxonomy places the organism in Eukaryota, Ciliophora, Oligohymenophorea, Peniculida, Parameciidae. The record is from the annotation of a GenBank genome assembly.